AUGUCAGGAAAAGUUCACGGUGGUAAAGGUAAAUCCGGUGCCAAAGAUGGUGGUAUCAGAUCUCAAUCUCAUUCAGCAAGAGCUGGUUUACAAUUCCCAGUAGGUAGAGUUAAAAGAUUCUUGAAGAGAAAUGCCCAAAGUAAAAUCAGAGUUGGUGCCAAAGCUGCUAUUUACUUAACUGCUGUCCUAGAAUAUUUAACUGCGGAAGUUUUAGAAUUAGCUGGUAACGCUGCCAAAGAUUUGAAAUUGAAGAGAAUUACACCAAGACAUUUACAAUUAGCCAUCAGAGGUGAUGAAGAAUUGGACACUUUGAUCAAGGCUACUAUUGCUUAUGGUGGUGUUUUGCCACACAUCAACAAGGCUCUUUUAUUGAAAGUUGAAAAGAAGAAAACCAAAUAG
Messenger RNA from Hansenula anomala, 399 nucleotides. RefSeq names its product histone H2AZ (gene HTZ1). Gene Ontology annotation, cellular component: nucleosome. The transcript has 3 exons. Gene Ontology annotation, molecular function: DNA binding; structural constituent of chromatin; protein heterodimerization activity. The coding region runs from base 1 to 399 and encodes 132 amino acids. NCBI's taxonomy places the organism in Eukaryota, Fungi, Ascomycota, Saccharomycetes, Phaffomycetales, Wickerhamomycetaceae. The record is from RefSeq and is a predicted model, not a curated record.